This is a messenger RNA of Aspergillus fischeri NRRL 181, 315 nucleotides long. RefSeq lists its product as uncharacterized. The transcript has a single exon. NCBI's taxonomy places the organism in Eukaryota, Fungi, Ascomycota, Eurotiomycetes, Eurotiales, Aspergillaceae. The record is from RefSeq and is a predicted model, not a curated record. Bases 1 to 315 code for a protein of 104 amino acids.
AUGACGGAGCCUGCUGAGCGUCUGACUUUAACUGACUUUACACAGGCUAUUGUUUACUUUGACUCCGGAUUCUCAGGGCCGUCGCUGGAAAUCACUUCUACGGAUCAGUGUGUUACCAUUACCAAUACCAUGCCCCCUGAGGUGGGUUCCAUCCAACUCGUGUCAGGUGUCUAUUGCACGACCUACUUUGACACCGUGUGCCAGACCCCUAACCAGCGCCAGACCCCUAACCAGCACCUCACAGGCACCCAGCCUAACAUCCCUGGCCUGCCUGAUGCGCAGUCCAUCCUAUGCAAGCACAUCAACAAGGCCUAG